Acanthopagrus latus (yellowfin seabream) is the source of this 1732-nucleotide messenger RNA. Its product is annotated as isocitrate dehydrogenase [NAD] subunit alpha, mitochondrial-like. Gene Ontology annotation, molecular function: isocitrate dehydrogenase (NAD+) activity; magnesium ion binding; NAD binding. Gene Ontology annotation, cellular component: mitochondrion. Gene Ontology annotation, biological process: isocitrate metabolic process; tricarboxylic acid cycle. The transcript is spliced from 11 exons. The record is from RefSeq and is a predicted model, not a curated record. The coding region runs from base 100 to 1209 and encodes 369 amino acids. NCBI's taxonomy places the organism in Eukaryota, Metazoa, Chordata, Actinopteri, Spariformes, Sparidae.
GUCCCGGCUCAGAGUGAAGCCUCCUCUCUGUAGAGGAUCUCGGUCCCGGCUCAGAGUGAAGCCUCCUCUCUGUAGAGGAUCUCUGAGUGAAGCAGUAGGAUGGCAGGCAGCGCGUGGAGGUCAAUGUUGUCCCAGGUGGUGGUGGGAGCAGCGAGGAGACCGGCUGUGUCUGCAGCCUCCUUCACCAGAGGAAUGCAGACGCAGACGGUCACGCUGAUUCCGGGGGACGGGAUUGGUCCAGAGAUCUCCUCUGCAGUCAUGAAGAUCUUUGAGGCGGCUAAAGCUCCGAUCAGAUGGGAGGAGAGGAACGUGACGGCAAUAAAGGGACCUGGCGGCAGGUGGAUGAUCCCUCCUGAUGCCAAAGAGUCGAUGGAUAGAAGCAAGAUCGGACUCAAAGGACCCCUGAAGACACCCAUCGCUGCAGGUCACCCCUCCAUGAACCUGCUGCUCAGGAAGACCUUUGACCUUUACGCCAACGUGCGACCCUGCGUCUCCAUUGAGGGCUACAAGACUCCGUAUACCGACGUCAACCUGGUCACCAUCCGGGAGAACACGGAGGGCGAGUACAGCGGCAUCGAACACGUGAUCGUCGACGGCGUCGUUCAGAGCAUCAAACUGAUCACUGAGGACGCAAGCAGACGCAUCGCAGAGUACGCCUUCGAAUACGCCAGAAACAACCAAAGAACCAGCGUUACAGCCGUCCACAAAGCCAACAUCAUGCGGAUGUCAGACGGUCUGUUUCUGAGAAAGUGUCGUGAGGUUGCUGAGAACUACAAAGACAUCAAGUUCACUGAGAUGUACCUGGACACCGUCUGUCUCAACAUGGUUCAGGAUCCGACUCAGUUUGACGUCCUGGUGAUGCCCAACCUGUACGGAGAUAUUCUCAGUGAUCUGUGUGCUGGUCUGAUCGGAGGACUCGGAGUCACUCCCAGCGGGAACAUCGGAGCAAACGGAGUCGCCAUAUUUGAAUCGGUGCACGGCACCGCCCCCGACAUCGCCGGGUUGGACAUGGCGAACCCGACCGCUCUGCUGCUCAGCGCUGUCAUGAUGCUGCGUCACAUGGGUCUCCAUGACUAUGGCAACAAGAUCCAGACGGCCUGCUUUGACACCAUCAGAGACAAGAAGGUACUGACGAAGGACCUGGGAGGAAACUCCAAGUGUUCAGAGUUUACAGCUGAGAUCUGCCAUCGCAUCCAGGACAUGGCGUGAAGCUGCAGGGACGGAGCCGCUGUGGGAGCCCUGAGACUCCGCCCACCUGGACCACCGCCGGCAUACAGCCACGCCUCCCCGUCUCCCCGUUGACUCGUCUGAUCUGUGCAGGGAAACCGUCAGCUGCAGUUUUAUUUCUACUGUAGUUACAUAAAACAAAAAAGUGAUUUUGCUCUAACGACAUUAUGGAUGUGGAGGGGGCGGGGCUUCUGCAGCAGCUACAUGAGUAGUUAACAUUACAAAACAUUCACAGUAAACAUACGCACAAAUGAUGUCACAUGACCAAGUUUGGAUGAAUCAUUUCAGGAGUGUUUGUACUCUGAGUAUCAUCUUCAUAUUAAUGAUAGUUAAAUAAUAUCAGCACUCCGAUUGUUCUCCACACAGUUUGGAUAUUUGCUAUUUUUUUAUCAGUAAUCCAGUUUCGAUGAGAGGUCGUCUUAUUUAUUGUUUCCUGUUACUGUCUCAUGCUGUCAGUCUGAGACAUCCUGAAAGAUUGAAACAUUAUAUAAAGGAAGAGAAUGCA